Molecule: messenger RNA, 1111 nt
Organism: Panicum hallii
Lineage: Eukaryota; Viridiplantae; Streptophyta; Magnoliopsida; Poales; Poaceae
Product: E3 ubiquitin-protein ligase RFWD3-like
Exons: 4
Coding region: 131-829 (232 amino acids)
Biological process (GO): interstrand cross-link repair; protein ubiquitination
Cellular component (GO): nucleus
Molecular function (GO): ubiquitin protein ligase activity
Source: RefSeq, a predicted model, not a curated record
GGCAAAGCUGUCAGGCAGGCAAGAACCUUCUCUUCUUCUCUUCCUGGAGGCCUGGGACCCUACCUGCCCUGGUUCUUCUCUCUCUCUCUCCCGUCCCCGAGCUCGCCGUACAUCCUGCGUCCCCAACCCCAUGUCGUCGCCGCCUGCGGAGGAGGAGGAGGAGACCACGGACGUGCAGACCGAGGAGGAAGAUGCAGAGGAAGAAUGGGGCGUCGAGGCUCUCGCCGGAGCUAGGGUUUCGGCGGCGGCGGAGGAGGAUGAAGAUGACAGCGGGGAGACGAGGACCACCUGCUGCGUGUGUAUGGAGCCAUCGACCUGCAGCGGCGCGCAUCGUCUCUGUUGCAUUCCCUGUGGACAUGUGUAUGGCAGAUCGUGCCUGGAGAAUUGGUUGAGUGCUUGCGGCAACACAAGCGCAAAGUGCCCUCAGUGUGGUAAAGCAUUUGAGCGCAAGCAUAUUAUCAACCUCUACAUACCAGGGAAUCUGUGGGAUGGUUGCUGCCGCAUACAGGAAGUAGAAGCACAUUAUUCUAGGGUUGCCAAGUACUUAGCAGAACUUGCGCCUUUAGCAAGACGGCAUGCGUCUGAAGCCAAGUCAGAAGCGCAAUUUGUGUCUGAAGUUGCUGACAAGCUAGAAGUGCUAGCUCAGUCUGUCGGUGCCGAGGACCAGGCCGUGGAUAAGAAGUUGGUUCAGGAUGCAUUGGCGAUGGUUAUGACUAGCUACGCAUCGGUGAAGGGGCAGGUGGAGAUGGCGCAUAGACGCUAUGAGGACCUAAUCGAGUUCAUGGUUCAGAGCUUCGAUGGACUGCUGGAACUGGAUUAUUCGAAAUGAUGAGUGGUGGUCGUGCCUUUUAAUUUGCCAGUUGCCAAUGCCAUACUGAUCAGGUGCCUUUUGUGGGGUACUUGUAUAGCAUCUGAUUCUGAUGUGCGCGUGUGUGUGUAUAUAUAUAUAUAUAUUGAGUUGCAUGUCGUGUGGGAAUGCAAUGCAAUGCAGGAGUAGUUUAGUAGGAACGGCAUUACCAUAUGCCGAUGUGCACUUUUGAUGACUUUUGACUGAUGAUUGCCCUUCAAUUCUUAAGUGAUAGCUGCUAGAAUGGAAUAUCUCUCUCUUGGA